AAUGAAUCCUGGUUGCUGCUUAAGGAAAAGAUCCACAGUGUUCCUAACGUCCAGGUUGAGGAAGUUUGAAGUGUACUUUUCGGCUGGUUUACGUGUUUGAGUCACACAUUUCUUUUCAGAUCUCGUCUACCGUAGGUCGACACGAUGUCCGGCGGUCCCCAUAAUGAUAAGGAGGCCAUGAAUAUAUACUGUAUAACCCUCAACGGCCCGGCACCAUGGGGCUUCAGACUUCAGGGGGGGAAGGACUUCAGCAUGCCCCUGACUGUGUCCAGGCUGACCCCCGGGGGUAAGGCCACCCAGGCCGGUGUGGGCGUGGGAGAUUGGGUGGUGUCCAUCGGGGAGACCAACGCAGAAGACAUGACCCAUGUGGAGGCACAGAACAAGAUCAGAGCAGCAGAGGAGUCUCUCACCCUCACCCUCAGCAAAGCUUUCCAUGCGGCUGGCGAUCAGAAGGAUUCGCUCGCCCCCGCCUCCGUUCAGCCCAAAUACUCCUUCGCCCCCAGCGCCGCUAUCAACAAGAUGGCGCGGCCGUUCACGCCGGGCGGCGGUAACACGGUCAUUAAACCAGUGGCGUACGCCCCUAAAGUUAACACCCCGGCCUCAGCGGCCCCCGCCAGCAUGCUACAGCCACACAACGGAGAUGAUCAAGCUUUGUAUGACCACCAGAUUUACCAACACGAGAAGCACGGUCUGCGGGUGGAUGGCAUCACCAUGUUCAUCCCCAACGACCGCAGCAAGAAGAGGCUGAUCGAGGACACUCAGGAUUGGCAGCCCCGCACAGGCACCACCCAGUCCCGCUCCUUCCGCAUGCUGGCUCAGCUCACAGGCACCGACUACAUGCAGGACCCAGAUGAUGAGACAAUGAAGAGGGCCAGCAUCAAGGCCUCUCUGUCACCUGCUAAGGCUCAGACCCAGACAGCAGACAAACCUGAUGCCUCUAAGACUCCAGCUCCAGUCAAGGCUGGUCCUCUGGUACGUCCUCCGUGGGUGACCGACCCAGGGUUCGCUGACCGUUACGCCCCAGACAAGACCAGUACGGUUCUGACCCAGCACAGACAGCCGGCCCAGCCUACGCCCAUGCAGAAUCGCUCCUCUAUCCUACAGGCAGCUCAGCAGGCACCCGAGGACAGCGGAAGGACCCCUCUGUGUGGAGCCUGCAACAAGAUCAUUAGGGGCCGGUACCUGGUGGCGCUGGGUCAGUCCUGGCACCCAGAAGAGUUCCAGUGUUCCCAGUGUAAGGUGUUGUUGGACGAGGGAGGAUUCUUUGAGGAGAGGGGCUCAGUCUUCUGCACCACGUGUUAUGAUAACCGCUACGCUCCCAACUGUGCCAAAUGCAAGAAGAUUAUCAUAGGGGAUAUCAUGCAUGCCCUGAAGAUGACCUACCAUGUCCAGUGUUUCAUGUGUGCUGCGUGUAAGAGCCCCAUCAGGAACCAGGCCUUCUAUAUGGAGGAGGGAGAACCUUACUGUGAGAAAGAUUAUGAGAAGAUGUUUGGUACUAAGUGUCAUGGCUGUGACUUUAAGAUCGACGCUGGGGACCGCUUCCUAGAGGCCUUGGGAUACAGCUGGCACGACACCUGCUUCGUCUGCGCUUUCUGCCAGAUCAACCUGGAAGGAAAGACGUUCUACUCUAAGAAGGAUAAGCCGCUGUGUAAAGGUCAUGCCUUCGCUCCCGUCUGAGAGGGAGAGAGGUGGUUCAGAGGGGACAGGAAGCCCUCACCAUUCUCUGAACCCUGAAGACCUGUACAGUGGCAGUUACUCUCCACUGUCCACUGCAAACCAGACAGCAUCAUAUCCUCACUAUCGCUCAGCUACAGUUCAACUGUUCCUCAUCCUUCAACCUCUAAUCCCUGGACUUUCUAAAGGCAUCCUGUACUGGCUAAGAGCUAAAGGAAUGUAAUGUCAACCAUGACUGCCUAGUUUCUCUACUGCUGUUACUCAUAGCAGGUUACUCUAGUAUCAUAUGUAAUGGUAUAAAGAAGUGAGAAUUUUUUUUAGUAUCGUGUGUAGUGUUAUUACAAACGGAGUCAUUUUCAAAGCCUUCGCUUCUCUAUCUCGUGUAUAUUGUCAGUGAAUAUAUUGGUCAUUCUCCCUCUGUGAUUGUGAUGCUUAAAACCACAUGUUGUUCACAAGGCAUCCUCUACUCCAGUGUGUGAAGUCGACUGUGUUUGGGCCUAUUAGUCCGGUGAAAUAUCUUUAGACCCUUCUAAUCUAAACCUCGUUCACUUUCAAGUGCCUUUUUUGAAGUUGAACCAACCAUUUAGUGUGUCAUUUUCUAAGAUGUUACAUUGAACUAUCCCUGCACCACCGUCUUCAUUUAUAGUACCCUCCUAGUCUCUGGUCUGUUCGGCACCCCUUUAUUACUGCACUACUUAAGGGGAUUUUAUUGGGGACCCUUACUCCAGUACUUAAGGUAAUGUACGGGCAACCUUACUGCAGUAAUUAAGGUAAUGUACGGGGCAACCUUACUCCAGUACUUAAGGUAAUGUACGGGGCAACCUUACUGCAGUACUUAAGGUAAUGUACGGGGCAACCUUACUCCAGUAAUUAAGGUAAUGUACGGGGCAACCUUACUCCAGUAAUUAAGGUAAUGUACGGGGCAACCUUACUCCAGUAAUUAAGGUAAUGUACGGGGCAACCUUACUCCAGUAAUUAAGGUAAUGUACGGGGCAACCUUACUCCAGUACUUAAGGUGAUGUACCUUACGGUAAGGUAAUGUACCUUACUGCAGUAAUUAAGGUAAUAGGAACUCAGUCAUGUGGAACUAGUUACUGUACUUACUGUAAUACACUCCCUGUGUGCGUUCCAAAUGACGCACCCUAUUCCUUAUGUAGUGCACUAAUUUGUAUGGGUUCUGGUCAAAAAGUAGUGCACUAUAAAUGAAAUAGGGCUGUCCUUUGGGACACAGCCCCACAUUGCACUAGUCACUAUAAAAACUGUAGAACACUCCAUAUUGACCCCAGAGACCCAGAAUGCAUCACUUGACGUCAGCUAUGUUUUUGAAUUGGUUAAUGUUAAUCAGAAUAGUACAUCAUAAAAACAGUAGCGUGUAGCGAGUAGCGUUUUGAAGCAACGUUUUAUCAAUGUUCGCUAUAUGGAAAUGAAGGAUGUUUACAGGGCUGGAGUUUAAACCAUGGAAGUAAACUGUAGCUCUUGAAUGGAGAAUAAUCUCAUUAUUAUUCUAUUAUUCAAUUAUAUUCUAGAAAUGUUCUAAAUUCAGUUGGAAUCGACCCCAACUGUGUGAUUUGUAGUCAUUUUGUUGUCCUGGGAUUUGUAGUCGUUGUGUUGUCCUGGGAUUUGUAGUCAUUUUGUUGUCCUGGGAUUUGUAGUCAUUUUGUUGUCCUGGGAUUUGUAGUCGUUGUGUUGUCCUGGGAUUUGUAGUCAUUUUGUUGUCCUGGGAUUUGUAGUCAUUUUGUUGUCCUGGGAUUUGUAGUCCUUGUGUUGUCCUAGGAUUUGUAGUCAUUGUGUUGUCUUGGGAUUUGUAGUCCUUGUGUUGUCCUGGGAUUUGUAGUCAUUUUGUUGUCCUGGGAUUUGUAGUCAUUUUGUUGUCCUGGGAUUUGUGGUCAAUGUGUUGUCCUGCGAUUUGUAGUCAUUUUGUUGUCCUGGGAUUUGUAGUCAUUGUGUUGUCCUGGGAUUUGUAGUCAUUUUACACAAGUGACUGUAUGUAUUGGACUAAAUACUGUAUGGUCUAGGGUUCUAUUCAAUCCGAAUCACGGAAGUUCAGCGUUGGAGCGUGAUUGAAAUUUAAAUGUUCCCGCGUUGGCGGAGACUGCAUUCCGUGUAAAUGAUGUCGGCUCAUUCAGAGCGCGCCAUCUGUAAAGCUUCAAACGACGCGUUGAAUAGAGCUCAUGUCUCACAAGAGACCUGUAAGUACACUGAACAAAAAUAUAAAUAACACAUGCAACAAUUUUAAAGAUUUUGACUGAGUUACAGUUCAUAGAAGGAAAUCAGUCAAUUGAAAUAAAUUCAUUUGGCCCUAAUCUAUGGAUUUCACAUGACUGGGCAGGGGCGCAGCCUUGUUUGGGCCUGGGAGGGCAUAGGCCCACCCAUUGGGGAUCCAGGCCCAGCCACAAAAGGGCUUUAUUAAAGACAAAUAUUCCAAAGUUUCAUCAGCUGUCAGGGUGGAUGGUGUCAAACGAUCCCGCAGGUGAAGAAACCGGAUGUGGAGGUCCUGAGCUGGCUUGGUUGGACGUACUGCCAAAUUCUCUAAAAUGACAUUGGAGGCAGCUUAUGGUAGAGAAAUUUACAUUCAAUUCUCUGGCAACAGCUCUGGUGGACAUCGCUGCAGUCAACAUGCCAAUUGCACACUCCCUCAAAACUUAGAUAUCUGUGGCAUUGCGUUGUGUGACAAAACUGCAUUUUAGAGUGGCCUUUUAUUGUCCCCAGCACAAGGUGCACCUAUGUAAUUAUCAUGCUGUUUUCAGCAGCUUAUUGAUAUGCCACACCUGUCAGCUGGAUGGAUUAUCUUGGCAAAAGAGAAAUGUUCAGUAACAGGGAUGUAAACAAAUUUGUGCACAACAUUUGAGAGAGAGAGAAGCUUUUUUGUUCAUAUGGAACAUUUCCGGGAUCUUUUAUAUCAGCUCAUGAAACCUGGGACCAACACUUUACAUGUUGCGUUCAUAUUUUUUGUUCAGUGUAGUUAUUUGAUGGCAGUGUUUGAAAGAACGGUGUGUUUUGAAACCAAAUGAUUUUGUAACGUACUGUGUUCGCUGACUAGUACGACUAGUUCACUUCCGAUAUAUGCUCAUUCCUACUUUUGUACACGUGAUGUCAUGACGUCAACCUCUGCUCCAAGAACAAUAGCAUUAUAAUAACAGAAUACUAACAAAUAUAUAUGUAUUUUACUAUUUGUUUGUAUUAUAGUAUCGUAUACCAAGUGCCUUCUCAAGCUUUACACACUGAGCUUUACAAUCAUUCUUAAAUUCUAAGGAAAAACUGCUGUAUUCAUUUGUGUACACUAGAGAUGUUUUUAGCAUAAUAAUUAAUAUCCUUGAUAAAGGAGCUGUAUUUGGUAUUUGAACCAGUUAAUCAAUAAAAAAAAUGUCUGCGUUCUUCCA
Messenger RNA from Salvelinus fontinalis (brook trout), 5054 nucleotides. RefSeq names its product PDZ and LIM domain protein 7-like. Gene Ontology annotation, cellular component: stress fiber; Z disc; adherens junction. Gene Ontology annotation, molecular function: actin binding; muscle alpha-actinin binding. The record is from RefSeq and is a predicted model, not a curated record. Bases 145 to 1677 code for a protein of 510 amino acids. NCBI's taxonomy places the organism in Eukaryota, Metazoa, Chordata, Actinopteri, Salmoniformes, Salmonidae. The transcript has 14 exons. Gene Ontology annotation, biological process: actin cytoskeleton organization; muscle structure development; heart development.